Messenger RNA from Schistosoma bovis, 632 nucleotides. The record is from the annotation of a GenBank genome assembly. Lineage: Eukaryota; Metazoa; Platyhelminthes; Trematoda; Strigeidida; Schistosomatidae.
GAUGAAUGUAUUAGAUCCUUGAAACCUGUUCAGUUUUUUCUAGGCCAAGUAUACUUCUGAGCUUUUUAAGAACUAAUUGUCCCCAAGGUAUGGGUGUGGAAGAUGAAAUGAAGAAAGCGUCCUGCUCCUGUUCAUCCAUAUGUUUUGAAUAUCCUCAGUCAAGUAUGACGCGUCCAUUAAACAAAAGAAGAGGUUUGAUAGAAAAUAUAGGACUUUGUGAGAAGAUAAUGGCUGAAAUGAUGCUGAAAGAAAAAGGAGAGGCCUUUCCCGAAAAAGAUUAUAGUGAUCAAAAGAGAAAAUCUACAGAAACUUGUGUUUUUAAAGCACAUCAAAAUACGAAAACUAGUAUUUCACCGUUGUCUGUUCAGAAGUAGGUUUUGUUCACUGAAAUAUGAAGCUUUUUACUAUAGGAAAUACGACUCAAGAAAAACUCACGUAAGUGUUGUUUAUUUCGAUCCUUCAUAGAGACUAAUAGUUACCUCAAAAUUUCAACCUUUUUAAAAAGACGUUAAGAUUUUGACCGAAUUUCAUAAUAAAUUCUGUGCAGAGUUCUGCCAGAAACCUCGUUAUUUUUCAUGGUCUGGACUUUUUCUGUGCAAUGAAAAGAUUUCGGGAAAUCUUAAGUAUUGAGA